AUGAGUCAACCAGUCCCCAAUCAGAAACCUCCUCCACCACCAGCUCCGCCGCCACCGCCACCACCUCCGCCGCCGCCGCCGACACCUCCGCCGCCAGCUACCGUUGAGAACCCACCAAGGGAUCAAUCGCUGCACGUCCAACCAACCAUAGCAACUGACUCCCUACCAUCUCCGAAAAAGGUGAAGAAGACCUCCGCCGCCGCCGCCAUGUGCUGCACCUCCGCCGUCGGCGGCCGACAGGCGGGCGGAAAACACCCGAUAUACCGCGGCAUAAGGAGCCGGAGCGGGAAAUGGGUAUCAGAAAUCCGGGAGCCGAAGAAGACAACCCGCAUAUGGCUGGGCACCUACCCCUCGCCGGAGAUGGCCGCCGCCGCCUACGACGUGGCGGCGCUGGCCCUCAAGGGCGGCGACGCGGCGGUCCUCAACUUCCCAGACCGCGUCAGGGCGUACCCAGUCCCGGCGUCCCCCUCGCCGACGGAUAUCCGCAGGGCGGCGGCGGAGGCGGCGGAGAUGAUGAAGGCGGAGGCUGGCGCGCGACUGGAAUCCGGAGUUUCAGGUGAGGAGACUUUGGUCAGCGGGACAGAAUUUGUGGAUGUGGAGGCGCUUUUUGACAUGCCUAAUUUGCUAAAGGAUAUGGCGGAAGGGAUGAUGGUCAGCCCGCCAAGGAUAGCGGCGGAGCCGUCGGACGACUCGCCGGAGAACUCCGACGCCGAGAGCCUGUGGAGCUACUUUUAA
This is a messenger RNA of Striga asiatica, 735 nucleotides long. Lineage: Eukaryota; Viridiplantae; Streptophyta; Magnoliopsida; Lamiales; Orobanchaceae. The record is from the annotation of a GenBank genome assembly.